CUUAGUAGUUGCAUACACUCCGAUCGGUCUGUAGGUCUGUGUUCCUCGAUUCUAAUAAAAUAACAGUGUCAUUUUUUAAUUAAAAUGAUUUAAUUUAAACAAUCAGUUAUGUUAAUUGUUAGUUAAAUGGAUAGUUUUAAACAGUGAGCAAGUGUUGAAGUGUUAAGUGAAUCAGUGCAUUUAAGUGUGUAUGAAUAAAAUAGUGUUUCCAUUUGGAUUAACUGGAUACAGAUUUUACUGAAGACAGCUGGGGAAAAUAUGGCGUUCUGUCAGUUUGCAAAUGAUGGAUAAUUAUUAAACUAAAGGACCCGGCAUAAUGAAACCUGAAAAUCCACAAAACUACCACAUGAAAAUCUAAAAAUUUUAGUCAAUCUUAACGAAACCAACCAAAGCAACAAAACUAUGAAAAAUCCAACAACAUUUCCGCUUGAACUGUCAUCUAAACCGAAUCUUUAGAUUUCGUAGUUCAACAUCAAACCACUUCCAAGAACAUCUUUCUAAUAUUUAUAAUUCACUUAUAACGACUUAGACAAGAUCAACUUUUCUAUGACGGACUCGAUUGCUGUGUCAAAUGGCUUGUAAAGGCGAUGAUCUUCCAAAAUAUUUUGAUACCGAAGACAGAGUUACGAGAGAAAUAGCCAACAUGAAGGAGGCGUUGUCAACUGCUUCCUUGCCUCAGCAAGGAAGUGCAGGUUGCGAUGAGAAAAGGAUUGUUGCUGAAAGACCUUAUGGAAGUUUAAAGAAACGGCGCGGUUCUCGUCAACAGCGAACGCAGUGGCGUCGUUCCUGGGCCAGCGGCAGCGGUCAGAGUCUCAACAGCCCCACAAAUAGUUCUUUGGGGUCCCUCGGCAUGGAUGAGUUCUACGCUGCGGUUCGCGGCGAUUACGAUUACAUUAUGGACACACACCUUAUAGACACCUGCAGAGACGCACGAGGAGAAAUCGAGUCCAGUCCGACGAUCAGAGAUGGAGUAUCUGAUUUACAUUUGGCAUUGAAGCCCCAACAAUGGCGGCAACCGGAAACUGCAGCCAGGAAGGACGUCGCUUUGCUGCGCCGAUGGUUGCGGGAUGUCGAGGCCCGUUUAGAAGCCCAUUCGUUAAGGGACGCCACACGCUGGUCGAGGGAGCGGCAGCAGCGAUGCCUAGGAGAAUUAGCGGAUCUGCAGCUCGAGAUAUCAGCCCAGGGUCGCGUAGUGGGUGCACUGUUGAGAGCCUACGGCAAGGAAGAGAAAUCCAAGGAAGAACUAGAUUCAACUUGUACUAGCAGCGAAAAUCCUUCUGGAGAUUGUCCUCGAGGAAUUAGAGGAUUGGAGAGGAGGUAUCACCUGUUGUACCUGCGCGCACUUGAGUGGCAGUGUCUGCUGGAAGGACUGCUGGCAUCAUCAAUACCAUCGACACCAUCGUGGGCCUGUUCUCAAUCUGACCACGAAGAAGAACCUUUGCCAAAACAGGCGAGACUCAGCACAGAUUUCAAACGAAAUUCACUGAGGGCGCAGUCGGAUACGAGUGAUGAGGAUGAAUCAUCAGCGCUAACCUGCCCGCCCAAGGGGGCCCCAUCUGGAUCACCUGCAAGUGGCGCCAGUUCUGAGGCGGACGUCGAAUCACUGGACGGAGCUUUGAGGACGGCCAAAAGGAUUUCUAUUAAGGAGACGUCUUCAAGCGAUAUGGACACAGGUUUACACAACAAAAAGAACGGUAUAUUAAAAGACUCAGACUUCAACGAUAACAAGGACUUCGUCCUGACCAAAAUCACCGACACCGUUAUCAAACGUGUGAAAAACAUCGAAAUUUCCAAAUACAACCGAUCGAAUCGAACCGCUGACAACGUGGCCACAUUUUACUUCAAACACAGAGACACCGAUUCCGAAAUCGAUCACCGCAGCAACAGCAACGUUGGCUUGACAGGAUCAGAAUUUGAUGCCGAAGAAUUCGCCAUAAUGUCUUCGGAAAGUGACAAUGAAAAACAACAGCAGGACAUGUCGGAAAAACUGGAAAAUAUGGUCAACGGCAACGGGCAGCAUCAUGGUAAACUGGACAACCAAGUGGAUAAUGCAGGGAAUUUGGAUAAUGCUGUAAAUGAUAACCAAGAAGUCAUUGUUCCUACGGUUAGGAAGAAUGCGACGAGGAAGACUCAGGAGAAUAUUAGGAAACUGGUGCAAGAGGCUGAACAUCUGGUAAGAGAAGAUACUGAUCGCGGAAGAAUUGGAAAACAAGGCAGAUCUCGCAAUUUUGAUAAUGCUUCAAGGAUAAAGGAAUGGCUCCGCAAAUCCAGUUCGCCCUGCGGUCUCUCUACCUCCCCAUCAGGCAGCGCCCCCCUCGACAGUUGCGACGCAUCAGGCGAGUGCACCUCCAGCAGCGACAGCGAAGCCGGAGGAGGCGCCCAUGCAGGAUCGGCCGAGAGCUCAGGCGAACCUUCGGGCUCUGUGGCGACUUACCGGCGUGCUCUUGGAGACUCGCAAGCGACUUCCACGGAAUUGAUCGACACGGAUAGUAAUGGAGCGCCCACUGUUCCUCUGACGGAUGGGGGCAACGGGGGUAGUUCGCCGGAUAGUCCAACUCCAGUUAAGGUUAUUAUGCGAUCUGGUAAGACAUCAGCAACUCGUCCAUGGUCCGUCUCAUGUGUGUCCCAACUUACACCAAAUGGUGAAAUGUUGAACGUGGAAAACUUACAAAAUGAAACUACAACUGAUGGAUUACAAAAGAACAAAAUGGCACAACAAUUCAGUCAUUCAGAAUCGGCUUUACAUAUUUUGGAUAACAUGGCGAGCUAUCACGGAGAUUUCGGCAGAACGGAUAAUAAAUUCGAUAUCAGGAAGAAAAAGCUCAGGCUGAAGAAAAGACAGGGAAGAAAAAGUGAAUCCAGCAACGAUGCCUACGCAGUCGAAUCAUCAGCCGGACAACACUCCCCAAAACAAGGAAGCCUGGUAAAAUCCCGAUCGUUUUCUGGACACUCUCAGAUCAAUUUAGAACGCAUCCUCUCUUCACCGACCCUAAAACACCUCACUAAUGAAAAGUGCCAUUUAACCACUAUGCCAGUAAAUUUUGAAAUCGGUGGAAAUAUAACAAAUGCACCAAUCCUGGAAAAUAUUGUCACAUCUGAAGAACACAGCAGUAGCUUUUCUGAAGCUUGGGAUAAUUAUCAGGAUAAGUACUUGUCAGAGUCUUAUUCAGAAUGUGUAGAUACUGAGGCAGCAAGGAGGUUAUUAGAUUUUGGUGAGGAUUAUAGGAAUUAUAUAGAUUCACAAUCAGAUUGUUGCUCGUCUUUGUCAAACUUUGGUACAAAUCUGGAUGUUGGCAAUAAGAAGUUCUUGAAAAAUUUGAUAGCAAAUUCACCUGAUUACAUCAGAAAAUCUAUAGAUGAUUAUUCCUUUGAUAAUUCUGAAGACACAGAUUUAGAUUGCCGUAGAAAGAUUAGAUCUGAUUUGCAUCAAAGACGUCGCUCAAGCAAGGAAAGAAGAAGCUCCAAAUUGACUUCAGAUAGUGACUCAAGUAAAAACUCUUCGAAACGCAAAAAUAGUUGUGGAAUGAAAAAUAAUUUAACAGAUAUGGAAUCCAUGAAAAGAAAAAGUAACAGUAAGCUUAAACUCAAGAUGCGUUCUAAUACGAUGACUGACAGUGAUUCGGAUUUGGAUGAGCUACGAAGACUGGUGACCGAGUCUAAAGUUCAAUUGGACAGAAGCGAAGCCUUGUGGUGCAGCAACGAUCCCAAAUCAGAAAUGGACAGAGGAAUUAUUCUCCAACCAAGGGACUAUGCCGAAAUAAUAUUAACCUGCCGCGAGAACAUCAGAUGCCUGGAAGCAGUCAUGACCAGAGCCUGCGGCGCAAUCCUGACCGAUGUCCAGGGCCAGAAUUUGCGCGAUUUGAUCGCCAGUUGGGACGGAUUACGAAUUCGGGCCGAAGCUUACAUGGAGGCGCGAAAAUUGAGAGGUGCCUUGUUACUUCUAAGGGCAGCCCUUCGAAGUUUAGGAAAACCUUCUUCGGAACCGGGAAAUGAGGAGGAAUUGUUAAAUUCCAUGGAAGAACUUAAGGUAUUUUAG
Molecule: messenger RNA, 4036 nt
Organism: Ctenocephalides felis (cat flea)
Lineage: Eukaryota; Metazoa; Arthropoda; Insecta; Siphonaptera; Pulicidae
Exons: 14
Coding region: 572-4036 (1154 amino acids)
Source: RefSeq, a predicted model, not a curated record